GUUCGUUCUUCCGUCGUUUUCCUCUCUCUGCUCUUCCCCCAUCCCACUUCUCAGCUCUCUGCUCUCUACGUCUCUCUCGCAAUCCAUCUUCCUCUGUGCUCCUAAACCUUAAAUCUUUCCUUGUACUCACGCAAGAAUCUCAGGAUUUUGACCUCCAAUUAUCUUACAAUUCUUUUUUUUUUUUUCGCGCUGAAAUUCAAAAUUUUGAGAGACAUUUCAUGUAAUUUCAGCUGAAGUUUCCUCAUUUCAGACCUUGAAUCAAAUCCCCAAGUGCUGCAUUUUGAAGAUUCAAGUGUUUUUUUUUUUUUUGAUAUGUCGGUGGCUGUCAAGCUUCAAUCGUCGCCAAAACCGGUUUCGGAAACGCGAGCGGUUCUUGGGCUCGCCGGAAACAGGUUUAGGGUUUCGGAAGAAACGAAACGCAAAAAGGAGUGUUUGAAGAAACCGCAGCCCCGGCCCCAGCCCCAGCCCCAGCCUCAGAAGCAUCAACCAAGAAGGUUGGCAUCCGAGAUGCCGCAGUCCGUCGUCCGGAACAAUGUGUCUGUGGACAGUUCGUGCUCUUCGGAUUCGUGUUCAAGUGGGUCUUCUGUAAGAACGGUGAAUUCCAGGGGCAGGGUGAAGCGAAAUGGGUUCAAGUCUGUAAAAGUUGUUCCAGAUGGAGUAGAAAUUGCGACUUCGUCACCAACUAUUCCGGGUCCUGUUAAGCGAUGUGAUUGGAUUACCACAAAUUCUGAUCCACUUUAUACUUCCUUCCACGAUGAAGAAUGGGGAGUUCCAGUUCAUGACGACAAGAAGUUAUUUGAGCUCCUUGUGUUAUCACAAGCAUUGGCAGAACUCAGCUGGCCAGCAAUUCUUAACAAGAGAGACACGUUUAGGAAGCUUUUUGACAAUUUCGAUCCAUCAUCUGUCGCAAGCUUCACUGAAAAGAAGUUGCUGUCACUAAAUGCCAAUGGUAUUUUGCUGUCCGAACCCAAGCUGCGUGCAGUUGCUGAGAAUGCCAAGCAGAUGCUCAAGGUUCAGCAGGAGUUUGGUUCAUUCAGCAACUACUGCUGGAACUUUGUGAACAAGAAGCCAAUAAGAAAUGGAUUCCGUUACGCACGUCAAGUGCCAGUGAAGACACCAAAAGCUGAACUCAUAAGCAAGGAUUUGAUGCAGAGAGGCUUUCGUUGCGUUGGACCAACCGUCGUUUAUUCAUUCAUGCAGGUGGCAGGGAUUGUUAACGAUCAUCUCUUAACAUGCUUUAGGUUUCACGAGUGCAGUGUUACUGCAGAUAUAAAAAAGGAUGAUGCUCAGCCCAAGAUUGAGGAGACAAAAGCAUCAACCAACUCAUCAGAUAACGAGUGCUCAUCUCGUGACUGAUUUCCCCUAGCCAUACCAUUCUAUGUUACUGACUUAUCACACAAUCCUAGUAGAGAAUAGAUGUUUUAGUUAGUGAUGUGCAGAGAGUAGCUAGGUAGUAUGUGUACUACAAGUGUUGGUGUUUGUUUGUUUUACUUUGGUCUUUUGGCAUGUCUCAUAUGCAGCUUCGUGUAGUGUGAACCUUCAAGACUAACACCCAAAUAAUUGUUCAGUUUCAAUGGAGCUGAUUUAAUGUUAUUCACUUCUGUAUGCUUUACGUA
Malania oleifera is the source of this 1616-nucleotide messenger RNA. RefSeq lists its product as uncharacterized. Gene Ontology annotation, biological process: base-excision repair. The record is from RefSeq and is a predicted model, not a curated record. Gene Ontology annotation, molecular function: DNA-3-methyladenine glycosylase activity. The transcript is spliced from 4 exons. Lineage: Eukaryota; Viridiplantae; Streptophyta; Magnoliopsida; Santalales; Ximeniaceae. The coding region runs from base 313 to 1356 and encodes 347 amino acids.